AUAAACCCAAAUUGUUUCCAUUCCCACAGUUCUGAGCUCUCUUCUAAAACCCCCCUUCGGUUCUAUUCUGUACUGUACACUCUCAACCGCCCAACAAUGGCUUCAAUCUCAUCCAUUUCGUCAACCCCAAAUCUAUUCCACCACUCCGUCAAACUUCUCAGAGCCUCACCCAAACUCUCUCUCCAAAUUCUUAAGCCAACCCCAACAUCACAUUCUCACAAACUCACUUCAUCUUAUCUGAUUAUAGCUCCUUCUCCUAGGCACUCACAGAGACUGUUCGCCGUCGCUGAAGAAACCUCUGUCGAUACAACUUCCGAGGCUGCCCGAAGACUUUACAUCGGCAACAUUCCUAGGAACCUCAAGGACGACGAGCUCACUAAGAUUGUUGAAGAACAUGGUGCUGUAGAGAAGGUCGAGGUUAUGUACGAUAAGUAUUCUGGUAGGAGCCGCAGGUUUGCAUUUGCGACGAUGAAGACGGCUGAGGAUGCCAGUGCAGCUAUUGAAAAGCUGAAUGGAACUGAGAUCGGAGGACGAGAAAUCAAAGUAAACAUAACAGAGAAACCCCUGUCAAAAGUAGACAUGUCACUUCUCCAGGGCGAGGAAUCCCAAUUUGUCGAUAGUCCUCACAAAGUUUAUGUUGGAAAUAUAGCAAAGGAUGUUACUACGGAAACUCUCAAGAACUUUUUUUCUGAGAAGUUCAAUGUUCUUAGUGCGAAAGUUUCUCGGGUUCCAGGGACAUCAAAGUCCACAAGAUUUGGGUUUGUAACUUUCUCAUCAGAGGAGGAUGUGGAAGCUGCUAUCUCGUCCCUUAACAACUCUUUAUUGGAAGGUCAACCAAUUCGUGUAAACAAGGCGUAGUAUAUAGCUAGCUGGAGGAAGGGAUAUUUUUUCAGUGUGUUUUACUUGUACUGAUUGUGAUGCUGGAGCUUAAUUAUGAUGUAGCAAUUUAAUUGUCCAUACAUAAUAUAUAACCCUUCGAUGUCGUAUACUUAUAUUUGGCAUAUGUAUCUUUUAUGUCCUUUAUGGUCAUUUCCUUAAGCUACUUUUGGUGCAUUGUCGUUUAGCACUCUUUUUGAAUUGUAAUCAAAACUUGUCGUUUGAGAUGUGAUUUAAAAGCAUCUUAACAUUGAAAGAUAUAACCUAGCCACAAUUAAUAUCA
Humulus lupulus (European hop) is the source of this 1159-nucleotide messenger RNA. RefSeq names its product small ribosomal subunit protein cS22. The record is from RefSeq and is a predicted model, not a curated record. Gene Ontology annotation, cellular component: cytosol. The transcript has 4 exons. Gene Ontology annotation, molecular function: mRNA binding. Bases 97 to 858 code for a protein of 253 amino acids. Lineage: Eukaryota; Viridiplantae; Streptophyta; Magnoliopsida; Rosales; Cannabaceae.